UGGAGCCGGGCGCUCUGGCAGGGCUGCCUAUGGCUCUCCAGGUGGGCGUGUGACCCUGCGCAGGGCGCUGCCAGGCCGGAAGUCAAGGAUCGACCCGACCGACCCUAGCCCUCGCCCCUCACCCUCGACGGGCCCCGCCCCCAGCAGGUCUCGCCCCGCCCGCGGCCGCAGCAGCCCCAGUCACCCUGGCCCUCCGCGCUCCUGUGGUCCCAGGCAUGGCGCGUGCCCUGGAGCCUGAGCGCCGGCUGCUGGCCGUCUACACCGGCGGCACCAUCGGCAUGCGGAGCGAGCGCGGCGUGCUCGUCCCUGGGACCGACCUGACUGCUGUGCUGAGGACCCUGCCCAUGUUCCACGACAAGAAGCACGCCAGAGCCUGCGGCCUCCCCGAGGACACCCUGGUGCUGCCCCUGGCCAGUCCGGAUCAGAGGAUUUUCUACACCGUGCUGGAGUGCCAGCCCCUCCUGGACUCCAGCGACAUGACCAUCACAGAGUGGGUUCAGAUUGCCCAAACCAUAGAGAGACACUACACACAGUACCACGGUUUUGUGGUCAUCCACGGCACCGACACCAUGGCCUUCGCCGCCUCGGUGCUGUCCUUCGUGCUGGAGAACCUGCAGAAGCCCGUCAUCCUCACCGGGGCCCAGUUUCAAAAUCAGCUGUUUCGGGGCGACCGGGCCACCAAGGUGGACGCACGGCGGUUCGCAGCCUUCUGCUCCCCCAACCUGCCCCCUCUGGCCACUGUGGGUGCUGACGUCACGAUCAACCAGGAGCUGGUGCGGAAGGUCAGUGGGAAGGGCCGACUGCUGGUGCAUGGCAGCAUGGAGCGCGAUGUGGGCCUUCUUCGCCUCUACCCUGGGAUCCCCGCCUCCCUGGUUCGGGCCUUCCUGCAGCACCCCCUGAAGGGCGUGGUCCUGGAGACCUUCGGCUCGGGAAAUGGGCCCACCAAGCCGGACCUACUGCAGGAGCUGCGGGCGGCGGCUGAGCGCGGCCUGACCAUCCUCAACUGUACCCACUGUCUCCAGGGUGCUGUGACCACAGACUACGCGGCUGGCAUGGCCGCGGCAGGAGCUGGCAUCGUGUCAGGCUUUGACAUGACCUCGGAGGCUGCCCUGGCCAAACUGUCAUUUGUGCUGGGCCAGCCUGGGCUGAGCCUGGACGACAGGAAGAAGCUGCUGGCCAAGGACCUCCGGGGGGAGAUGACGCCACCCGGGACUCUGGAGCACCGGCCCUCACUGCGGGGCAGCGCCCUGGGCUGCAGGGUUGCCUGGCUCCUCAGUCUGGGUAGCAGCCAGGAGGCUGACGCCGUGCGGGACGCCCUGAUGCCCAGCCUGGCCUGCGCCGCAGCCUACGCGGGGGACCUGGAGGCCCUGCAGGUGCUGGUGGAACUGGGCAGUGACCUGGGCCUGGAGGACUUCAACGGGCAGACUCCACUGCACGCGGCUGCCCGCAGGGGGCAUGCUGGUGUGGUGGCCCUGCUGCUGAGCAGGGGCGUGGACGUGGACACCCGUGACGAGGACGGCUUCAGCCCGCUGCUGCUGGCUGUGAAGGGCAGGCACCCAGAUGUCAUCAGGCUGCGGGGGGGGGCGGGGGCCUGCCUGUCCCCCCAGGAGUUGGAGGACGCAGGGACAGAGCUGUGCAGGCUGGCAUCCAGGGCGGACGGCGAAGGCCUGCGGGCAUGGUGGCAGGCGGGGGCUGACCUGGGGCAGCCGGGCUAUGAUGGCAGCAGUGCCCUGCGCAUCGCAGAAGACACAGGGGACCAGGAAGUGCUGGCCCUUCUGCAGAGCCUCGAGGGGGAGGCCGGCGUCCAAACUCAGGCCCAGCUAACCCCUGAAGACCAGACCUGAGCCUUGGAGGGUCCUGUCAUGGCCUCUGAUCCUCCACUGUAAACCCCACCCCACCCCACCUCAACCCCUGGGCCAGGGCCUCCUGCCUUCUCCAGACAGGCUGCCAGGCAGGCACCUCAUUCCCCACUCCAUUAUCUGGCCUCCUGUCGAGGCUCAAGGCUGGCUGGGUUUGCUCAGGUCUCAGUGGAAAGGCUGGGCCCCAUGGAGGGAGGUAGGGUGCCCAGACUUGUCCCUGCCUCCCUCGCUGCCCAGGCCUCUGCGUGCUCUCAGGAGGGAGACGCACCUUCAGGAGUGCUGCCUGCCGUCCGACCCCUAGCCAUUUCUUCCUGCUGGCAGGGUCGGGGCAUCUGCCCGCCCCGGCCGAGGCUCUUCCCAGUCCAUUUCCGGAACAAGCCCUGAAGGCCUUUGCCGGGCAGGAUGAAAAUAAACUUGCUCUGGGGGCUGCUGCCCCGGGUCCCCACA
This is a messenger RNA of Tupaia belangeri chinensis (Chinese tree shrew), 2306 nucleotides long. RefSeq names its product 60 kDa lysophospholipase-like. Gene Ontology annotation, molecular function: protein binding; asparaginase activity. NCBI's taxonomy places the organism in Eukaryota, Metazoa, Chordata, Mammalia, Scandentia, Tupaiidae. The record is from RefSeq and is a predicted model, not a curated record.